Messenger RNA from Cylas formicarius (sweet potato weevil), 1266 nucleotides. Its product is annotated as monoacylglycerol/Diacylglycerol O-acyltransferase. The coding region runs from base 130 to 1110 and encodes 326 amino acids. The transcript is spliced from 6 exons. The record is from RefSeq and is a predicted model, not a curated record. NCBI's taxonomy places the organism in Eukaryota, Metazoa, Arthropoda, Insecta, Coleoptera, Brentidae. Gene Ontology annotation, molecular function: acyltransferase activity. Gene Ontology annotation, cellular component: membrane.
UGUGGUAUGGACCGAAUCCAAACAAACGAAACGUCAUUAAUAUUUGAAGUUUUUUUUAAAUAGUCAUUAUUUAAAUUUUCUCAUAACGUGUAGUUCAAAAGUAACACACUAACCAAUUAUGUUCCAAAUAUGUGGAAUGGUAUAGCUGAUUUACUUACAUUUGUAAAGUCCUAUGUAGUUAACUACAUAGACAUCGAUUGUUCACUAUGGCUUACUUGGUGCCUGACACCGUUGCUGGUAACUUUCUUGCUACCAGCAGUCAUUGCGUUACUUUUGUACCUAAGUGCGUUAAUAUUGUACAUAUACAAACUCCAUCGGAAUCAUAUAAGAAAUGCUUUGCAGACUGGUGACCGUUGGGUCGCUGCCAGAAAGUUAAUAGCCAUCGUUUGGGACGCUCAUGGUUGGAUAUGGCAUGGUUACGAGGUGGAAGGUUUAGAAAAUUUGCCCAAAGAUGGACCCGCUUUAGUAAUAUAUUAUCAUGGUGCUAUACCUGUAGAUAUUUAUUAUUUUUUGGCGAAAAUUUACCUUAUGAGGAAUAGACUCGUUCACACAGUAGCUGACCAUUUCUUAUUUAAAGUCCCAGGAUUUAGUGAGGUCCUCGAUUGUCUGAGGGUGAUACCAGGUACCGUGCAAUCUUGCUCCACGAUUUUAAAAGACGGUAACUACCUAGCCAUCUCACCCGGUGGAGUAUAUGAGGCACAGUUCAGUAGAAAUUAUAACCUGAUGUGGAAAAAACGAUUGGGCUUUGCCAAAGUAGCAAUCGAUUCAAAGGCACCAGUGAUACCCAUGUUUACAGAAAACAUAAGGGAGGCCUUUCGGACGGUCAGCAUAGGCCGCCGGUGGUUCUUAAAGUUGUACGCCUAUACGAAACUGCCUCUGGCGCCAAUUUACGGUGGAUUCCCUGUCAAGUUGGUGACCCAUAUAGGAAAGCCGAUUUAUUUGGACCCCAAUGUAACGGCCGAAGGGUUACAACUGAAGGUGGCCUCCGCUAUCGAAGAUCUCAUACACAAGCGCCAACGAAUCCCCGGAAGCAUUUUAUUGAGCCUAGUUGAACGAGUACCGUAUCUGCGAGGGAGACUUCGAUCACAAUCGAUCGUUCACGAAGAUUGAGGGCAUUUCGUGUUGGUAUCAUUCCAUUUCCGAAAGUCCUUUGAAGAAAUGCGUAGCAAAAAUGGUUUUCUACAACUUUCCAGUGAUAUUUUAUUUUCGUGGUCUCGAGAUAGAUGGCGUCAUUAUCAAUGUUAAAGGAAAUAUAUUUUAUAAGAU